Eriocheir sinensis (Chinese mitten crab) is the source of this 1109-nucleotide messenger RNA. Its product is annotated as heme-binding protein 2-like. The transcript has 5 exons. The record is from RefSeq and is a predicted model, not a curated record. Bases 129 to 704 code for a protein of 191 amino acids. NCBI's taxonomy places the organism in Eukaryota, Metazoa, Arthropoda, Malacostraca, Decapoda, Varunidae.
UAAACAGUGGCUGGAUACAUAUAUAUAUAUAGCCCACCGAAACACACUAUUCUCCAGAACACAGACACCACCACCACUCUCAUCAUUCAACACCACCACCACCACCAACAACAACAACAACAACCAAGAUGCUCGUCCUCACGCUGCUCCUUCAGGCGCUGACCGUAGCCUUUUGCUUAGAGAGCGCGCCUUUCGAGGUGAUCGGCAAUGGUGAGAUGUACGAAGAGCGCAUUUACCCCGCCCAGAAGUGGGUUACCACAUCCUUCCUCUCCAUCUCCCACGACGAAGCCGGCGACCACAUGUUCCACGAUCUUUUCAACUACAUCGACGGCCAGAACGACGCUGGCAUUAAGGUGGACAUGACGGCCCCGGUGACCAUUCUGGUGCAGCCCGGCGAAGGACCCAACUGUGAAAACAACUUCACGGAGAGCUUCUACGUGCCCGCCGCCCACCAGGACAACCCACCCACGCCCACCAACCCCGACGUGUACAUCGAAGAGAGGCCAGAGCUGCACGUCUUCUCCAGGAGGUUCCACGGGUUUGCGAAUGACGAGGACUUCAUCUCCAAUGCCGCGGCGCUGCUGGAGGAACUCUUGGCCGCUGGCGUGGAAGGACUCAACCUGGAGACCUACUACACUGCCGAAUACGACUCGCCUUAUGCGAUCUUUAACCGCACUAACGAAGUCUGGAUCAUGAAGAAUUAAAUUUGAGCAAAGGACGUACCGCGGCCGAGCUAAUCUUCUAAUCCUUUUAGCAUUAAGUGCAUUAACCCGGAUGUUGUAGUCGACUCUCAACCCCACUGGGUCAAGGGAUUCACAAAAUAGUCAUUAAGUAUAUAUCCUUGAUUCACACACACCAGACUCCAAGAUCGAAGAGACGGAAAUGUGUGAACUUGAAGUGCCACUGUCUCCACUUCCGACUUGACUAAAUAGCUUUUGUUUUACCCUUAACGUGUUUGUUUGGUUAUAACUGAUUUCUCUGAUUUUUAUUUAUCCAUCAAUUUAGUUACCCAAUCUAUAUUUUCUACCUAAACUAUGACAUUACUGUGUACAAUAGAUACUAAGUUUAAUAUAUGUAACUUUCAAAGAAAAUAUACUGAGAAAAUCUGA